CUCUUGUUGCUCCUAAUGAGGCCGGGAAUCGAACCAAGGCCUAAACAGCCCUAAACCUUUUCCCAUUCAUUUCCUAUGGUAGUGCUGAACCACUACGGAUGCAAUAUAGUUUUGACCACUAUGUGCUUUGGUGCUGUUCCUUCUUACAAACGGAAGUAACGCAGCAGUAUACCAGUCCACCAAAGAAAACUGCUCUCGCGCGGGAAGAAGAUAAAUAAAUCAAAGAAAACAGAUCGUUACCUAUUUCCAUCCAUUUUUUCAUGUUUUAAAAGGUCAAAAUGCAGAAGAAGAUCAUCUUUUAUCCAGGGAAAUUAAGUGUCGUUUUCCGCAAGGGACCCAGUGGAUUUCUUCUGCAGGAYCCCUCUCCUGAGGCCAAAAGGAUAAAAAAUGAUCCUAGUCUGUGGGACAAGUCGGAGRCAAAGAGAGAGGAUAUUGUUCGGCAAAAUGCUUUGUCUGCGGUUCGUCAAAGAGGAGGGGAUGUCACAGAUGCUUCAGAGGUGCUGGGAGACUACAGCCUCCAAUUUGGAAAAUAUAAAGGGAAGAAAUUCCGGUGGCUUUUAGAAAAUGAUGUCGGUUACACUUUGUACCUCAUCAAAAAUUUACAAAAGGAAGAGGAAGCUGGCAUCUGUGUCACAGAGAACCGUAACAAGGUCAACCUCCUGACAUUUGUAAAGUAUGCGCUCAGUUUUAAAGACAUACAAGAUGCAGUUAAUUAUGAAAACAGAGACACUGUUGCAGCAACUUCUGAACAUGACCAGCUGGUUGGUUUUGGCUCUCGGGCCAAGAGCACUUGGAAGGAGAUUUGGGACAGUAGAGAAGAUGGUUAUGCUGACUUCAUACUAAAGAAGACCUGCCUUCCUGGGACUCGGAUGAAUAAGCUGCAGCAGUAUCUGCUCAAGAGACGGCAGUCAUCCUCCAGUCAGACAUCUACACCAUCCAGCGUGCUACAUAAACCUCCAGUGAUGGAGGAGGACGAAGGAUUGGAGGCUGAAAUGCUGAACAUCUCACCCUCUAAGCUCCUGAGUCAGAGCAUGUCAGGGUCAGCGGAAAAAGA
Messenger RNA from Austrofundulus limnaeus, 1054 nucleotides. RefSeq lists its product as uncharacterized. The record is from RefSeq and is a predicted model, not a curated record. Lineage: Eukaryota; Metazoa; Chordata; Actinopteri; Cyprinodontiformes; Rivulidae.